Molecule: messenger RNA, 306 nt
Organism: Anolis sagrei ordinatus
Lineage: Eukaryota; Metazoa; Chordata; Lepidosauria; Squamata; Anolidae
Source: RefSeq, a predicted model, not a curated record
GAGCUCAUGGAAGAGUUCAGAUUUGGUCAGCAGCAACUUAUUGAGAUUUGGGGCCACGCUUGUGCCAUGGCGGUCACUAAGGUUUUCCCCCGGAGGUCCCUCCCGAAAAAGCAGCCCACGCUUCUGGUGGUCUGUGGCUGUGAACAGAACGGCGCCAUUGGCUUGGCCUGCGCCCGGCACCUGCGUGUUUUCGAAUACGAGCCCACCAUCUUUUACCCGAAACGGUCCUCAAAUCCCCUUUACCGAGACUUCACCACCCAAUGCGAGAAAAUGGAUAUUCCCUUUCUUUCCUACUUACCCACAGAG